AUGGUGUUCUCGCGCGAGAAGCUGGAGAAGCUGCUGCGGCAGGCCAAGGUGACGACGCAGAGCAUCCAGAAGGUGUCGCAGUGGAUGCUCAACUACCGGCAGCACCUGCCCGAGAUGGUGGCGCUCUGGAGCGACCACAUCCGCGAGGGCGACGCCGAGCACCAGAUCGUGUACCUGUACGUGGCCAACGACGCCAUGCAGGUGGGCGUGCGCAAGUUCGGGCGCCACAUCGCCGCGGCCUUCGAGGAGAAGCUCGUGGACAUCGUGCAGCUGGUGAUGCGUGACGGGGAGGAGAAGGUCAAGCGCUGCGCCAUCAAGAUCGUGGGCAUCUGGAAGGAGCGCGGCGUCGUCACGCCGCCCAUGCUGGCCAUGCUGGAGAACGUCUGCGCGGGCAAGCCGCCCAUAGAGGUCGUGCCGGAAGCCGACGGCAAGGCGGAAGAGGACAGAGCUAAGCUCCUGCAGGAGAUGGCGAGCGAUAGCGCUGUGGAGCGCGUUCUGGAGGACAUGCCCGAGGUGGUGGAGUCCGUGGCCACGACGCGCCUCGCCGCACACUUGCAGGAGCUGGUUAACGCCACGAUCAGCGCCGAUAUGCUCAGUGACAGGAUGUUCCAGUUGGAGUCGAGUAUCAGUGUAUUCCACCACGCCUGUGGCGAGCAGGAUGAAGAAGAGGACGACGUUGUCGUGGUUGGAGAGGAGGAGGACAAGACGUUCCCGACGGUUGGCGGAAUUGCAUGGGGCAAGAUGGACCAGCAAGUGUACGACUUGGACGUGGACAACAGUCGCGGCCACGUGGAGCAGUACCGCAAGAACCUGACGGAGCAGACUGCCAAGCGCGAGAUGCUGAUCAAGGAGCUGCGUGGCUUGGAGGUGAUGGACUUGUUCUCGUUCCCUCCGGGCUCGACGAAUGAAAUGGAGGCAGAGCAGCAAGAGCGAGCGCUGGAGAGGCUGUAUGCCGCCGCGUGCGAGGCGGAGACGCUGGAGCUGAAGCAGUUGGAGAAGCAGCGAGCCGAGUUCCGUGCGAGACAAGCGUCCAUCGCUGCCUCUGCGUCGGAUCCCUUGUAUUCGUCGUACCAACCAGUCGAGGACUCCUACCGUCCAAUCACCCCGACAACGUCGAGCCGUGACCGCAGCGACAGUGGGAACAGUCAUCUGGGAUACCGCACGUCAACGUACGACUAUGGCCAGCCCCAGCACUCGUCGCCUACUCUUCGUCGCCACAACAGCGCCUCGGCCGUGACGGAUCGAGGCUAUGGAGAUGAUCGGUACAACAACGAUCAUCACCAUUAUGGUGGACCGCAAAACGACCGAUACGGCGUGGAUUCCCCUUCGAUGAGCAAGCGGCCGAAGCUGCACCACUCGCACAGCAUGGAGUCGCAGAAUGUGCAAUGGCAGGAGGCCUCUCGCUACUCUCCCCCUCGAGGCGGGUUCCAGCCGAACCCGUACGCUGCAGUGGAAAGGGAGCAGCCGUCGUACUCGCCUCGAGACAAUCGCUAUUCUCCAAGGGACCAGUACCAUGCUCCUCCUCAGCCACCGCGCCAGGGUCGCCGCUCUCGGUGGGACUCAAUGCCGGAGGAGCGCUACAACAAACACUACGAAGACCGGCGAUGGUGA
Molecule: messenger RNA, 1611 nt
Organism: Phytophthora sojae
Lineage: Eukaryota; Oomycota; Peronosporomycetes; Peronosporales; Peronosporaceae
Exons: 2
Coding region: 1-1611 (536 amino acids)
Biological process (GO): mRNA 3'-end processing
Cellular component (GO): RNA polymerase II, holoenzyme
Molecular function (GO): RNA polymerase II complex binding
Source: RefSeq, a predicted model, not a curated record